UAUAAAAAAAAAUUGCCUCAUAAAAAAAAAAUAAAGAACACAAAAUGAAGUUUCAUGCGACAAUAUUUCUGAUGAUGGUUUUAUUAAGCUUAUACACCGAACAUGUGAUAGGAUCAUCGUUUAUUAUAUUUAACAACUUGAACCACGGACACUGGUUAAAAAUACAUUGUAAAUCUGGAGACAACAAUCUCGGUUACCACCUGAGACGCCCCGGACGUAACUACUCUUCGCACUUCCACGAAAAUGCAUGGGGGACAACGCUUUACUGGUGUCAUCUAUUGAAGGGUCCUAAUUUCAAGGAUAAAGUGGUGAUCGAAGCGUAUAAUGGUAAGACGCAGUCUUGGGGGAAGGUAAGAUGGUCUGUUAGGGAAACAGGCAUUUAUGAAGCUGAUCGUGAGGAGAAGACUGCCAAAUUCAGGUAUAAUUGGAAUGGUAAAGUGUGAAAUUUUGGGUUUCCAUUAAUAAUUGUGAAACUGAUAUACCCAUCUAAUUAUGUAUUUUAUUGUUAAAUAAUUCCUAUUAAAUGUGUGCCGUCAAAAAAAAAAAAAAACAUAUUAAUCUUGUUGUAAUAUGUCGUCUUUGAUUCUGAUAAAUGUGUUCUUCGAUGUUAUCCUCGCGUCAUGCAUUGGAUUUUUCCAUUGGAUUAAUA
Molecule: messenger RNA, 649 nt
Organism: Camelina sativa (false flax)
Lineage: Eukaryota; Viridiplantae; Streptophyta; Magnoliopsida; Brassicales; Brassicaceae
Product: S-protein homolog 8
Source: RefSeq, a predicted model, not a curated record